AUGAUGCAGUUCACGCAUACCGCGCCACCGCCGCCGCCUCUGCACCCUAACGGCCAUGCUGCAGGAGGGCUAGGGCUAGGGCUGUUCCUUGACGUCGGCGCGCCCAGGGCGGCACGCGGCCCGUGGCCUGGGAGCUUCCCGACGCCGGCGUCCAAGAUCUCGCUCGGCAACCUCAACAGCACCAGCUGCAUGGAGCAACUGCUGGUGCACUGCGCCAACGCUAUCGAGGCCAACGACGCCACGCUCACGCAACAAAUCCUCUGGGUGCUCAACAACAUCGCGCCGCCCGACGGGGACUCCAACCAGCGCCUCACGGCCUCGUUCCUCUGCGCGCUCGUCGCGCGCGCGUCCAGGACCGGCGCCUGCAAGGCGGUCACCGCCGCAGUCGCCGCCGCGGUCGAGUCGGCCGCGCUCCACGUGCACCGCUUCACGGCCGUCGAGCUCGCCAGCUUCGUCGACCUCACGCCCUGGCACCGAUUCGGCUACACGGCCGCCAACGCCGCCAUCCUCGAGGCCGUCGAGGGCUUCCCCGUCGUGCACGUCGUCGAGCUCGGCACCACGCACUGCAUGCAGAUCCCCACGCUCAUCGACAUGCUCGCCAGCCGCGCCGAGGGGCCGCCGAUCCUCCGGCUCACGGUCGCCGACGUCGAGCCCAGCGCGCCGCCGCCGGCCCUCGACAUGUCCUACGAGGAGCUCGGCGCGAAGCUGGUCAACUUCGCGCGAUCGCGCAACAUGUCCAUGGACUUCCGGGUGGUGCCCACCACGCCGGCCGAUGCGUUCACGUCCCUGGUGGACCAGCUCAGGGUGCAGCAGCUGGUCCUUGACGGGACCGAGGCGCUCGUCGUCAACUGCCACAUGCUGCUGCACACCGUGCCGGACGAGACGGCGGGGUCUGUCAGCCUGACGCAGCCGGUGUCGCUGCGGACCAUGCUCCUCAAGUCCCUCCGGACGCUCGACCCCAACCUGGUCGUGGUGGUGGAGGAGGACGCGGACUUCACGGCGGCCGACGUGGUGGGGAGGCUCCGCGCGGCGUUCAACUUCCUCUGGAUCCCGUACGACGCCGUCGACACGUUCCUGCCCAAGGGGAGCGAGCAGCGGCGGUGGUACGAGGCCGAGAUCGGGUGGAAGGUGGAGAACGUACUGGCGCAGGAGGGCGUGGAGCGGGUGGAGCGGCAGGAGGACAGGGAGAGGUGGGGACAGAGAAUGCGCAGCGCGGGAUUCCAUGCGGUGGCGUUCGGCGAGGAGGCCGCCGGCGAGGUGAAGGCGAUGCUGAACGAGCACGCCGCGGGGUGGGGGAUGAAGCGGGAGGACGACGACCUGGUGCUCACGUGGAAGGGGCACAACGUCGUGUUCGCGUCGGCGUGGGCGCCGUCGUCGUCGUGA
Messenger RNA from Miscanthus lutarioriparius, 1383 nucleotides. NCBI's taxonomy places the organism in Eukaryota, Viridiplantae, Streptophyta, Magnoliopsida, Poales, Poaceae. The record is from the annotation of a GenBank genome assembly.